This is a messenger RNA of Xenia sp. Carnegie-2017, 4229 nucleotides long. Its product is annotated as voltage-dependent calcium channel subunit alpha-2/delta-3-like. The record is from RefSeq and is a predicted model, not a curated record. Bases 458 to 3463 code for a protein of 1001 amino acids. Gene Ontology annotation, molecular function: voltage-gated calcium channel activity. Lineage: Eukaryota; Metazoa; Cnidaria; Anthozoa; Malacalcyonacea; Xeniidae. Gene Ontology annotation, cellular component: voltage-gated calcium channel complex. The transcript has 42 exons.
UAGUGUUCGGAAAUACAGUUUCCUGAUUGUUCUCCAGAAGAAGUCUGUACAUGCACGGUAAAAUAAAGAUAAAAAAACUGUUGUGAACCAGCUGAGGAGCAGAUUCUUCGACACUGGGGCUUUUUUCCGUCCACAAAUGGGCCGAAAAAAUUGGAACUGAGUAAAGCGCGGGGGCCCGCGCUAUAAUAUACCCAAGAGUUGGCUUCACGCCUUCACCAUCAAUUCAAAAAUUAAUCGGCGGAAGGCAACGGACUUACGGGACAAAAAUAUAAUGGAAGUUGAAAAUAACGAAACAUUUGUACAAAUUUCCGGCAAGAAAUUUAGCUUUGCGUUUCAUGGAUUUUCACCGUUAUAUGGCAACGACAGCUAUUGUCGUAUCUUCAAACUCAAUGUUUAAUUUCGUGAACAAAUUGCACCUCAAAAUUCGUGGAGUUGCUGUUUAGAACUUGUAAAAACAAUGAACUUGUGCCGCUUCGUGUUGAUAUUAUUUUCUACACUCUUGACAGACCUUAUAGGGGUCCGUCCGCAUCUCGAAACCGGUAAUAUUGCAAAGGAAAUUGGACAAGACCUUAACAAAGAUUUCGACGACUCGACCCGUUAUACGGAUUUGACUAAAGCAUUGACUAAAACAAACGUCGAACAGGAGAAGCGAAACACGUCAGUCAUAACAACGGACAUUAAGCAAUUGAUCGAACGUUUCAAUAAACGAUUGUCCAUUGCAAAAGAAAUUGCCAAAUUUGCGGAGGACGUCUACGCCAAUCAUAAAGAAGACAACGAUCUCAAAAAUAAAAAAUUUGAUUACCCUAACGCCAAAGACAUUGAUGAUUCCAACCUAACAACUGUGGAAGGUUUCAAGACUGUCCGUGUCCUAACGAAUAAUAGCACAGUUCAAACGCCCUUAGAUGUCUACCAAUACACUAACCCCAUUUUGAAUUCUAUCAAAUGGACGGGGAAAUUGGACGAGAAAUUUCGUUCGUAUUUAAAUUCGAGCGACAUAAGAUCGUGGCAAUUCAUUGGCCUAUCAGACGGUGUCUUGCGCAUUUUUCCAGGGAUCAAAUGGCCAGGAGGCGAAAAUGCAAAAACUAGCUUGCUGUAUUACGAUGUUCGUCAAAGAUCCUGGUACAUCGAAGGAUCAUCUCCGCCAAAGGACAUGGUCAUCCUCCUUGAUAUGAGUGGCAGCGUUACCGGAAACCGUUUGUUGAUAAUCAAGUCUGCCGUCAUGAAACUCCUCGAUACUUUGCAAGAAAAUGAUUUUGUCAACAUCAUAUACUUCAACAAGGGAGCGUCUUACCUUAUUGAAAAAAAAUGCUGGAAUGAAGGCUUGGUGCAAGCAACAGAAAGAAAUAAAAAGAUGCUAAAGAAUGCAAUUGAAACACUUUCUGCGAAAGAUAUUGCUGAGGUCAAAAAAGGUUUCAGACUAGCUUUCGAAGCACUGCAGAAAGCGCGAAACUCCAACAAGAACAAAACGUCGAAUUGCUCUCAAAUAAUUGCGUUCUUUACUGAUGGAGUGGAAGGAGACACCGUAGCUGAAGAUGUUUUCGAUAAAAACAACAGAGAAAAAAAAAUUCGAGUGUUCACUUAUUUGGUAGGUCGUGAUAAAGGGAGCCCUUCAAAGGCCGUACGUUGGAUUGCAUGUAAAAACAAAGGAUUUUUUUACCGCAUUGAAACAUUAAGUGAUGUUCGUCAAACUAUUGUGAAGUAUGUCUCAGUUCUGAGCCGUUCAAGAAAUCACAAGCCAGCGUGGACACCUGUAUAUGUAGAUGCCUUGGGUCUCGGAUUGUUAACUUCCGUUGUAGUUCCCAUUUUUGAUAACACAACUAAGAAACAUCUUGGUGUUAUCGGAUCGGACUUCACCUUGGAAGAAAUUUUGUCGUUCUUUCCAGAACAUCACUUGGGAGCUGGUGGAUAUGCGUUCUCCAUUACAAACAAUGGCUUGGUUUUCUUUCAUCCAUUUUUGAAGAAAGAAGAAGGCCAAGUUUUAAAACAACCUCCCGAUGUUUUCCUACGCGAAUUAUUGCAUCAUUUCAAGGAUGAAAGUAAAACAGAGCAGAUAACCAUGGAAAUGAUCCUAGGGCAAACCAGGGAUCUUAAUGUACACGAGUUUAAAGAAUUUCGUGUACUCGCCAAGUAUAAUCAGUUUCGAGUUGUGAAAAGAAAUCUUUCUUACUCUUAUCGUCGUUUGGAAAAUACACCUUUUAGCGUUGGCAUUGCACUUACUGAUUAUGGAUCCAACGUCAUCAAGUACUCAAAUAAUGCUUCCAAUGUCAAAUUUGACACACUUGAAAACAAUGGCAUCAAGGUUUCUGUUCCCCAAAAAUGGUUCAACUGCACUGAGGUUUCCUUCGAAUACAAAAAUUCGAGCGAAUUGAAGCAAUGUUUGAAAGACAUCCCUGAAGCAAAACUUGCCCAUCUAGUUCACCACGAUGUUGUUCAUCUGAAUGGAUGGAAACCAAGAAAAUCAAGCAUCUCUACAUUUUUUGGCUCAAUCUCGGGUGUAACCUACUCCAAUACGAUGGAAACAUUCGACGGUUCUUCGAUUAAACAAGAGUAUUUCGAACGAGCUGCCGAUACGUGGAUGAGCCCGCGAUUAAUAUUUUCUUAUCGGAAAAAUGAAGUGACUAUAAGCAAAGCUGUUGUUGGCAAAGCUUCGGACAAUGAAAAGGUGCUUUGGGGAGUGGCUGGAAUGAAAGUAACUUCGUCUUCAUUGGAUAAUUUGGUAAACAAAAGGUGUGAAGAAGCCGACGGGGAUUAUCAGUGUUAUUUGCUUGACGAGAAUGGUUUUGUUGUGGCUUCAAGUAACAACGAGACGGCAGAUGACUGCAAGGGCCAAAUUAAAGGAGAAAUCAUGAAUGAUUUGAUAAAUUUUCAUGUUUAUGAAAAAUACAAUUUUACUGAUGUUCAAGCGUUAUGUACUAAAAGCGAAAGCACACCAAGCGGUUCUGUUCGACUUUUAGAUCCUCUUUUUUCAUUGGUGAACUACGCUAAAUGGUGGAUUCAAACAGUUGCGCUGAGCAUGAUACAGUACAGUCUUUAUUCGAUUUUCACUUAUCAAAACCAAGUGAAAGCUGUAAACAACCAAGAAAGAACAUCCUGUUUCAAAAACAUACCUUUGUACUAUCGUGAUGCUGCACAGGAAAUUAAAGGCGAUGGGAUUGGUGGCAAUGGCCGUGUCAGAAACUACACUUGGAGCUCUGUUGGCAACACCAACUUACUGUUACUCAUCGUUAAUGGAAGUAAAAUUUGUCUUGGAAGUAAAGCUGCGAGCAACAUAAAUAAUUACGCCAUGUCUUGUGAAGAUUUAGAUUCCUUUCGCGUGGCUGGCGAGAACUUUGGCCGAUGCACACCAGAAGAAAAUGAAUCAACCGUUUGCAGUUCUGGCAGGUUUACAAUGCCCUCUGUUCCUUUGUUGGUUUCUUCACAAGUUGUGUUGUUGAUAAUGUACAUUGGCAAAUGUUUCCGUUGAUAUUGGUGGGUAGCACACUCAUAUGUCGGCAAAAGUAACUAAGAUGUAUCUAUGAGUAUGGUUUGUAAGUAAAAUUAUGUUGCAAAUAGCAUUUAUCCUAGUUUUUAUUUAUUUGAUUGCAUUGUUUCAACUUAUGUAAAUAUUUGUUAAUUUGAUUUCAUGAGAUGAUACGUAAAUAUACAUGCCCAAUUUAAGUAGGACUAAAGUUAAGGUGGGCAAGAUUUCACAGUAGCAGCUAUUUAUCCCAGUGUGUAACUGGAGGGAGUUUAUGGUGGUGAAGAAAGGUGAUGGUCUUCCUGAGUCGUCGUUACUUCACUCACACUAUACCGUGGAGGGGAAGUGAGAAAAAUCAUCAAAGAAAGACAAUAUAAAUCUUCAACAUUUCAACUGAAAUUAAUGUAACAAUUAAGUAUCGUUAGGUGAAAUACCAUAAUACUCAUUGGUAAUAAACUUUAAAGUAUAUUUUUAAGAAUGACAUUUUUUACUUCAUGGAUAACAUAUAUGCAUAAAGAAAUUGCUUUUCCUACCUGGCCAAAUUACGUCAUUUUGUGUUACAGCGUCUUUCUCAUGUAGAAUGUCUGUGGAAUGGAGACUGGGUAGAGCUUCCUGAGUUUAGCACCCCUAAAAUGACGUAUUUAAAAAAAUGGCCUUGUCAUUCUUAAAAGUAUAAACACUUCAAUCAUAUAUAUCGACGACUUGUAAUUAGUAGAUUGUACUAUUUUGUAGAUCGAACCGCAUAUUAAACGUGUAUUAAUUAUUAGUAUAA